This is a messenger RNA of Suillus fuscotomentosus, 1239 nucleotides long. RefSeq lists its product as uncharacterized. The transcript is spliced from 6 exons. The record is from RefSeq and is a predicted model, not a curated record. Lineage: Eukaryota; Fungi; Basidiomycota; Agaricomycetes; Boletales; Suillaceae. Bases 1 to 1239 code for a protein of 412 amino acids.
AUGGUCUCUCAAAUUUCUGUAAACUCAUUCUAUGUCGAGAGGUAUUCUUCUGAUUUUUAUAAAGUUCCCAAUACAAUUUCCCUGGGGGCCCUGCGCAUGAACAUCCAGCAACGUAUCAAGCAGAAAUUUCAGCAUGAAUGGUAUGAAGACCAAGUCCACUCUGAUCCUACGUCAAUUAUCUUAUCUUCAAACACACAUGGCUCCACCUUACUAGAAAACAAUGCUACAAUCCUUGGCGAUCUAUGUGGACCGAUGGACUGCAUACAUGCAAUCGUUCCUUCACAACAGCUUGACAGUUCCAAAGCUCCCUUGCAGCAUGUGGCAUUGACGCCCAAUAGCAUGAGCAGUCCUGACUACGACAGGACUCAGGAGCUCCUAUUGCUAAUAUGUACACUCGACCAGAAUUUGACAGAAGUGAGGCGAGCACGAGAGGAGGAUAGGCGAGCACAAUCAGUGCAAGACGAUGAACUCACCACAUUGAAGGCAUCAAUGGAUGCUAUCGUUCAAAACCAGCAACAAGUAUCUGAAGAAAUGAGGGUAUGGAACCGCGACUGUGCAGAUGACAUCCGUCAGCAGAAGAUGAUACAGCAAAACUUGAAGGACAACCAGGAGCAUUUAAGCCACCUUCAGGAAGCUCAUGCCCACAAUGAGCGAUUGGAGAGUUCGAUCGAAAGCUCAAAGAAACAGUGUGAGGUGCAGAUGAAGGUGAUACACGAGGAGGCAGAGGUGAAGUUGAAGGACGUAGAAGCAAAGUGCAAGGAUGUGGAGGCGAUGCACGAGGCGGGGAAGAGGCAGUGGGAGGUAGAGAAGAAGGCAUGGGAGGUGGAGAGGUCGUCAAUGGCUGAUCGUAUCGAAGAGGUUGAGGAUAUGACCAUUGCAACUGUUGGUUGGGUUUGUGGCACGGCACCAACCAUGCUACACAAUCUAUUUUGUGAACGCUUGCAAACAGCGCAGCGACUUUUGAACAGAACGGACACCCAGCUCGACAGUGCUACUGUUCAAUUCAUGGCUGAUGCGAAAGGGAUGGAUCUCGCCAUCCAAAAGUCAUCUGCAAUUCGAGAAACGGGUGACCUCGUGGCCCACCCGAAGCCAGGAGCCAUUUGUCAAGAAGCAUUCAUACAAAGCAUUUCAUGCCACAAUGUUACUGAGGAGCGUGCAGGUCUUUUAGCGAUGGUUAAAUUUGUUAUGAUUGGCACAAAUUUUGUCACUUCGUUCAAAAAGGAGGUCAAAAAUGAAUAG